Messenger RNA from Verticillium alfalfae VaMs.102, 1812 nucleotides. Its product is annotated as NAD-dependent malic enzyme. Gene Ontology annotation, biological process: malate metabolic process; pyruvate metabolic process. Gene Ontology annotation, molecular function: NAD binding; malate dehydrogenase (decarboxylating) (NAD+) activity. Lineage: Eukaryota; Fungi; Ascomycota; Sordariomycetes; Glomerellales; Plectosphaerellaceae. The record is from RefSeq and is a predicted model, not a curated record. Bases 1 to 1812 code for a protein of 603 amino acids. Gene Ontology annotation, cellular component: mitochondrion. The transcript is spliced from 3 exons.
AUGGCAGCAGACGAGACAUCCAGGUUCGCCCAUCUGCCGCUGAGUACCAGGGGUGCCAUCAAGUGUGCCAUCACGGGCACGGCGCUUCUGAAUACACCUUAUCUCAACAAAGGAACCGCCUUUCCCCCGGAUGAGCGCCGCCAGUUCAACCUUACCGGCCUCCUCCCAGACAACGUCCAUAGCCUGGACCAGCAGGUCAAGCGAGCCUGGCGCCAGUACUCGUCUCGUAGCGAUGACCUCGCCCGCAACACAUUUCUAACCUCGCUCAAGGAGCAAAAUGAGGUCCUGUACUACAAGCUUCUGUUGGAUCACCUAGCAGAUGUGUUCUCUGUAGUGUACACACCCACCGAGGGCGAUGCCAUACAGAAUUAUUCCGAGCUCUUCAGGAGACCCGAGGGCUGUUUCCUCAACAUCAAAGAUGUCGAGCGAGUUCACCAUGACCUGGCGCAAUGGGGGCACCCUGAAGACAUUGACUACAUUGUUGUUACUGAUGGCGAGGAAAUUCUCGGCAUUGGGGAUCAAGGCGUAGGUGGCAUUCUGAUAUCGGUGGCGAAACUCGUUCUCACUACUGUCUGUGCCGGCAUACACCCGAACCGUACCUUGCCUGUGGUUCUCGACUGCGGUACGGACAAUGAAGAUCACCUCAACAAUGAACUGUACCUGGGAUUGCGACAGAAGCGCGUGCGCGGGGCCGAGUACGACCGCUUUGUCGACACGUUUGUGAAAGCCGCCCGUCGCCUGUAUCCACGCGCAUACAUCCAUUUCGAAGACUUUGGCCUUGCCAACGCCCGCCGUAUCCUUGACCAGUACCGUCCUCAUAUCCCCUGCUUCAACGACGAUGUACAAGGCACGGGUUGUGUCACACUGGCCGCUAUCCUGGCUGGCCUCCACGUGAGCAAGCAAGAACUCACCGACUUGCGUCUCGUUAUCUUCGGAGCCGGAUCAGCAGGAGUCGGCAUAGCUGAUCAGGUUCGAGAUGCUAUCGCGGCCAAGGGCAACAUCAGCAAGGACAAGGCGGCUGAACAGAUCUGGCUCGUUGAUAAGCCAGGCCUGCUUACAAGCGCCCUCGACGUAUCGCCCGCUCAACAAGGCUUCUGUAAGGACGCGGCAGAGUGGAAAGGCAAGGACACAUCGCUUCUCUCCGUUAUCAAAACUGUACAACCUAACGUUUUGAUUGGCACGUCAACUGUGCCCAAAUCGUUCACCGAGGAAAUUGUAAGAACCAUGGCCAAGGGCGCCGAAAGACCUAUCAUCCUGCCACUUUCGAACCCGACACGGCUUCACGAGGCAGCCCCCGAAGAUCUACUCAAGUGGACCGGCGGAAAGGCGCUCGUUGCUACAGGCUCGCCUUUUAAACCCGUCAAGGGGCCCUGGGGCGAGAACGGUUCGGAGGUGGAGAUUGAAAUCGCGGAAUGUAACAACUCGGUCGUCUUUCCGGGUAUAGGUCUUGGAUCUGUGCUUUCCCGCGCCAGCCUCAUCACAGACAAAAUGCUCGUGGCGGCUGUCGAGGCAGUCGCGGGACUGGGCCCAGCCCUCAAGGAUCAAAGGGCCCCGCUGUUGCCGGGUGUUGAUAUUGUACGCGACGUCAGCGUGCGGGUCGCGAGGAAUGUGAUCAAGGCUGCUGUUGCUGAGAAUGUGGCUAUCGAGAAGGACAUCCCCAAAAAUGACACUGACCUUGAUGAGUGGAUUAGGGAUCAGAUGUGGAAACCGGAGUAUCGGCCGCUGAAGUUUGUGGGGAUGGAGGAUGCGUCCAGGGAGGCGAAGGGCCAGAUGAGGGUAGCCGGCAGUGCCAGCCGGGAAGGCUCGUGGUGA